Messenger RNA from Rhodotorula graminis WP1, 1257 nucleotides. RefSeq lists its product as uncharacterized. Gene Ontology annotation, molecular function: zinc ion binding; 5-methyltetrahydropteroyltriglutamate-homocysteine S-methyltransferase activity. The transcript has 14 exons. Bases 31 to 1221 code for a protein of 396 amino acids. NCBI's taxonomy places the organism in Eukaryota, Fungi, Basidiomycota, Microbotryomycetes, Sporidiobolales, Sporidiobolaceae. The record is from RefSeq and is a predicted model, not a curated record.
CCCGCCUGGCAGCUCCUGCAGAUCUUCACCAUGACCACCAAGACCUCGGCACCUUACCGCGCAGAGAUCAUCGGCUCGCAGAAGCGUCCCGCCCUUCUUCUCGCCAAGCGCGCCGACUAUGACGCCGGCAAGUGCACCCGCGACGAGCUCAAGACGGUCGAGGACCAGGCCAUCAAGGACGAGGUCGACAAGCUGCUCGACGUCGGCAUCAAGGCCGUCACUGACGGCGAGUUCCGCCGCCACAUGUUCUUUGAUGGCUUCUUCGACAACCUGGACGGCAUGGUCGAGAUCAAGAACCCUGGGCGCGAGCUGUUCAAGAUGUACGUCCCGGACAUCAAGGGCUUCUUCGAGUCGCACGCCUCGAAGCCGGCCUCGACCAUGGUCUGCCGCAGCAAGCUCCGUCGCACCAAGCCCAUGUACCGGCCCGAGUUCGAGUACACGGCGUCGCUCGUCAAGCCCGACGAGGUCAAGAACGUCAAGAUCACGCUCGCCGCACCCGAGUGGUACCACCUCCGGCACGGCGAGCACGCCUUCUCCAAGGACGUGUACCCGACCGAGGUCGAGUACUUUGCCGACCUCGCCAAGGCGUACCGCGAGGAGCUCGCCGACCUGUACGACGCUGGGUGCCGUAACGUCCAGUUUGACGACCCGCUCCUCGCCUACUUUUGCUCGACGGCGAUGCUCGACGGCAUGAAGGAGGACGGCGUCGAUGCGCCAAAGGUCCUCGACCAGUACAUCCAGCUCUACAACGACUGCGUGCGCGACGUCCCGUCCGACAUGGUCAUCGGCCUGCACCUGUGCCGCGGCAACUUUAAGGACGGCAUGCACUUUUCCGAGGGCGGCUACGAGCACAUCUCGAAGAAGCUCUUCAACGAGCUCAACGCCAACGUCUACUACCUCGAGUACGACACGGACCGCGCCGGCGGGUUCGAGCCUCUCGCCGACCUGCCCGCCACCAAGACCGUCGUCCUCGGCCUCAUCUCGAGCAAGUUCCCGCAACUCGAGAACAAGGAGGACCUCGUCGAGCGCAUCCACCGGGCGGCCGAUUUUGUCGCCCAGGGAGCGGGGCAGACUCGUGAGGAGGCCCUCGAGCGCCUGUGCCUCUCGCCGCAGUGUGGAAUAGCGUCUCACGCAGAGGGCAACCCAGUCUCGCACGACGAUGUCUGGAAAAAGCUCGGGCUCGUCGUCGAGACGGCAAAGGCUGUGUGGAGCGACGCGUGAGCCGGCGGGCUGCAACGCGGGUCGGUCGAAUCGCCU